GCAUCCGUAUAGUUCGUGACAGGGUCUCCGCGGAGUCUUGAUUGAUUGGAGUUGCAGUCGCGGCAACACCAAGGAUCACUCCCAACCAACGGAAUCGACACACGGACCGUGCUGUCAACUGAUUACUUGGACAUGGAAGAUUCCAGACAAAAGGCCAGUAAUGGAGACCAAACGACUAGACGACACAAAAACAGCAAAGAAAAAAGACCGAACCACUGCCUUUUCCAAACCGCAAACGAGUCGCUGGAAACUAUGCCGUCGGAAACCUUACGCUACCUACUCGCACUAUGGAUUGUCUCACUGUCCGUGAUGUCCAUAGGAUUCAUUCUUUCCGGUCCACGCGCUUCUCCACUACCACGAGGGUAUUUCCUGGUCGACAACACGAGUGACUCUCUAGUAGCGGCGGCGGCAGCAGCAGCAGUGUACUUGCCUCGUCCAGUUGGCUGGUGGGGUUUUCCCAGCACUUCCAUUUCCCAGCAACCAAGGUUCCUACGCGGCUCCGACGCGACGUCACGCCGGGAGUCCGAUACGUUGGCGCACGAAUUUUGGAUGUAUACCAACACAAAUACCGAGCAUAUCUUGACGCAUACGUCCGGAAACUCCCGGCAUCCAACCUCCCAAGUCACGGCUGUACCGCAAUCGGAACGGGACCACAACGACCCGCAGACUGUUUGGUUGAAAGCUGACGAGGUGUCUGAAAAAACUCUCUUCGUAUGCCGUGAGAUACGUGACGAAACGAAUCGUUUCACGGUCGCCACUCCACGACGGCUCGCUAUUCAAGACGACCGCGGCGCCUCAAGCAAUACCGCCGAGUCGGAGGAGUCCUUGCGUCCCGUUGGGAAAAACCCAACGUUAAUUCCAGAGCCAAGCACCGAUAAUGACGCCACACCUCCGACAGAAUCCACGACUCCUUCGCAGGCAAACACAUCGCGAGAUAGUCGAUUUUGGAACCUUGUCGUGGUCGCGAUGUUUCUGGCGUUGGCGGCAAUCAUUGUGAUCUCGGCCGUCGUCCUUCGAUUUUGCAAUAGGAAACAGGGCAAGACGUCCAAGGGACGCCGGGAGACCCACGCCGCAGCCACAGAGGCAGAUCUUUCAAAAAUUGCUCGCAUUCAGGCCACUGCACUGCCACCUCCAGUGAAUGUUAUCUCUUCCCGAAAUUCACAAAUUCUCGACGACGACGAUUGGUCUUUGUCGCGAAUAUCCACGAUGACAGCCAGUCUUGUAGACCUCGACGGUACGUUGGAAGAGCGCUUGGCAGAAUACCUUCAGCAACAGCGGAUCGCUGAAGGUGAAGCAGAAAUUACGGCGACAAUCAUCGAAGAUUUAGAUGGGCAUGGCGUAUCUCGCGCCAAUACCAGCGACUCCGUUUCAACUCGAGGGCAUGUCUCGAGCGCGCUAUCGUAUCGCAGUACAUCGCCGGACUGGAGUGACGUAGACGAAAUUGAUUCAAAAAGCGUAGAGAGUGGCGACAUCGAAAGUGGUACACCUCAUUUGCGUGGGGAAGUGUUUAUGGAUACCCACGCGACACCCAAGAUGAGCAAUUUAACUACCCUCAACUCGUCGACGGAUAGCGAUAUCUAUACUUUGGAAGAGCGCGAUGACGACGAUGGAGACGAGAACGACUCACUGGAGUGGCGUGAAUUGGUUGACGAUAAGCAAAAGAUAUUAGAAAAGGUGGUGGCGAGUAUUCCUAGUGAGGAUCGGUUCAUCCGGCCUGUGUCACGUGGACCCCUCGAACCUGAGGACAAUCAUUUUGUACGGGACGUUUAUUUCGUCCCGAUAGUAACGACUGGUACGAGUCUCGGACUGGACGUUUUGGACGCGUCCUGUGAAGUGACGCAUCCUAUUGUAUCCAGUAUCCACGAGCAGAGCCCCCUGACGGACCGCGUCUUUGAGGGAGACAUCCUGCUGGCCGUUAACGAAUCCGAAACCGCAGGAUGGACGAAUACAAAGCUAUCGACUUGGAUGGCACAUCACUCAAAGACCUCUGCAGCCAUUAAGUUGACGAUUAUGAGCUCGCACACUGCUGGCGUGAAUGUCUCAGCUGCUUCUGCCGCCUCUCUGCGGUUCGAGUUGUCAUCUUAG
Molecule: messenger RNA, 2085 nt
Organism: Phaeodactylum tricornutum CCAP 1055/1
Lineage: Eukaryota; Bacillariophyta; Bacillariophyceae; Surirellales; Neidiaceae
Exons: 3
Coding region: 133-2085 (650 amino acids)
Molecular function (GO): protein binding
Source: RefSeq, a predicted model, not a curated record